CCAAGCUAAGAAGUACAAAACCCUUAAUCAACAAACAUGUUGCGUUUCAUAAUACUCUCUUUAACUCUCAUUGCUCUCAUCAACUCGUCAAACAUCCAGAGAACAACAGCAACUCCACCAGCCAAAUACCAAAACUACAAAACAUACGUAAAAACAGCAUGCAACUCAACAACAUACCCAGCAAUGUGCUACAACUCAUUGUCCUCCUACUCUUCAACCAUCAAAUCCGACCCAAUCAAACUCUGCAUAACAUCGCUCAACAUCAAUCUUAAAUCCGCUAAAAAAGCCUCGUCCGUGGUCUCUAGCCUUCUCAAAAAGGCCAAAUCCACCUCCAGCCCUGAGGUUCCGAUCCUCAAGGACUGCCUUGAGGAGAUGAAGGAUACUGUCGACGAGCUCAAGCAAGCGACAGCCGAGAUGAAGAAUCUAAACGGCGGAGGGAUCUCAAAGGAGGAGCAUCUAAGGAACGUGAAAACGUGGGUGAGCGCGGCUUUGACAGAUGAGACCACGUGCACGGAUGAGUUGGAGGAAGGAGAAGCGAAUGCGGAUACGAAGAAGAAGGUCAAGAAGGCUGUAUCUGAGCUUUCAAGGACUACAAGCAAUACUUUGGCCCUUAUGACUAAUUACAUAGGUUACUGAAAUUAAUCAUUAUAUUCACCUCUUUUACCUUUGCAUGUGCAUGUAUACGU
Brassica rapa (field mustard) is the source of this 686-nucleotide messenger RNA. RefSeq names its product pectinesterase inhibitor 4. Gene Ontology annotation, molecular function: enzyme inhibitor activity. Gene Ontology annotation, biological process: negative regulation of catalytic activity. The record is from RefSeq and is a predicted model, not a curated record. Lineage: Eukaryota; Viridiplantae; Streptophyta; Magnoliopsida; Brassicales; Brassicaceae.